Messenger RNA from Aspergillus aculeatus ATCC 16872, 1050 nucleotides. RefSeq lists its product as uncharacterized. Bases 1 to 1050 code for a protein of 349 amino acids. Gene Ontology annotation, biological process: ubiquitin-dependent endocytosis. Gene Ontology annotation, cellular component: plasma membrane; cytoplasm; cytosol. The transcript has 5 exons. The record is from RefSeq and is a predicted model, not a curated record. Lineage: Eukaryota; Fungi; Ascomycota; Eurotiomycetes; Eurotiales; Aspergillaceae. Gene Ontology annotation, molecular function: ubiquitin protein ligase binding; protein-macromolecule adaptor activity.
AUGGAACGCUCAAGCCACAUAGAAUGCCAUCAGCUUAUUCAGGAAUCACUGCAGAUAUUCCCCCCAUGCGGGCAGCUGGAUCAGAAUACCUCGAGAUUCCGGACCUUAGGCCCUAAGCAGUACACAUUUCCAUUCUCCCUAGCGUUUCCUACGGUAUCAGGAUGCUACAAAGCACACUCGACCAAGUGCCUGGAGAAACAGUCCCAGUCCCAAACCGAGCCUGCGCCACCCGUCCGAGAGCAGGAGAUGCCCCAUUUGCUCCGACGGCUUCCUCCCUCCACGGGCAAUCGUUCCGGCCCGGCCGAGAUUGCAUAUGCCGUCGAAGCCAAUGUUAAUAUUGGCGGAUUCCUGAAGCAGUCCAUCAAGCAGGUUUCCCGCAGAAUAUUCUUCUGCCCCACAUCCAGCCUCCCGCCACCCCGGCAGUCUCUCUCGCGGCACCGCGCCGUCAUGAUCCGGUGCCAUCAAAGCACCAACGAAACCACCGCACAAGAGGUCACGGCGGCGAUAGCCAGAACGUACCACGUCAGCAUCGAACUCAUGUGCGGCGCCUAUCUCCACCUCGGUCAGCGACUACCCAUCAGAGUGCAAGUCACCAAGGUCAAUUCCGCCGAUCACGACCUCAUCUUGAACGAUUUCCAGGCGAUGGUCGUCGAAGAAACGGAGGUGCGGGCCGCGGGCCAGGUCCGGGUCCAGCGUCUCUCGCGUAUCCUGCGCACCGUGAGCAAUCUGCGCAUGUUUGUCUGUCUUGCCGAAACGCCCGUCGGAACGACGAUAAACAUACCGGAUGAUUUCUGGGGCGGGCAACUCCUCCCGACGGUGAUCACGCCAACGUUCGAGACGUGUAAUGUGCGGCGCAGCUAUAAGCUUGAGGUGCGGCUGGGGUUCAACAGCCGGCCGUCGAAGGUCCAGACGAGAAUCCUCGAAGUUCAUUUCCCGGUUCAUAUCGUGGCGACAGAACCUGCGCCCAUUCCAAGCUCGAUUCUGCGGUUCUCCGAAAAGCAGCAGGACAACGCGGAGGAUACCAUUCCAUGGCAAGGUAUGACCCAAUGA